AGGACCGGCCCCCACCCCUGCCCUUGGCUUCCCGGACCUGCGGAGGCUGCCGAGGGUGGGCGAUCCGGGGUGGCCGCAGGGAAAAGUGAUCCAACCCGGUGCCGGACUGUCUGAUUCCCCGCAGGUGCCUCUGAUCGGCCCUCCGCUCCCACCAUGGGGGAACUAUUCCGGAGCGAGGAGAUGACCCUGGCCCAGCUCUUCCUGCAGUCGGAAGCUGCGUACUGCUGCGUCAGCGAGCUGGGAGAACUGGGGAAGGUGCAGUUCCGUGACUUAAACCCAGAUGUGAACGUUUUCCAGCGGAAAUUUGUGAACGAAGUCCGACGAUGUGAAGAAAUGGAUCGCAAACUCCGCUUUGUGGAGAAGGAGAUCCGGAAGGCGAAUAUCGCAAUUCUGGACACGGGCGAGAACCCCGAAGUGCCCUUUCCUCGGGAUAUGAUCGACUUGGAGGCCAACUUCGAGAAGAUUGAGAAUGAGCUGAAGGAGAUCAACACCAACCAGGAGGCACUGAAGAGAAACUUCCUGGAGCUGACCGAGCUGAAGUUUAUCCUGCGCAAGACCCAGCAGUUCUUCGACGAGGCUGAAUUGCAUCAUCAGCAGAUGGCGGAUCCAGACCUGUUGGAGGAGUCCUCGUCCCUCUUGGAGCCGAGCGAGAUCGGGAGAGGCGCGCCCCUGCGGCUCGGCUUUGUGGCCGGAGUGAUCAACCGGGAGCGGAUCCCCACCUUCGAGCGCAUGCUGUGGCGGGUGUGCCGAGGGAACGUGUUCCUGCGCCAGGCGGAGAUAGAGACCCCCCUGGAGGACCCGGUGACCGGAGACCACGUGCACAAGUCUGUGUUCAUCAUCUUCUUCCAAGGAGACCAACUGAAAAACCGCGUCAAGAAAAUCUGUGAGGGGUUCCGUGCUUCCCUCUAUCCCUGCCCCGAAACACCGCAGGAGAGGAAGGAGAUGGCUUCUGGAGUGAACACUCGCAUCGAGGACCUGCAGAUGGUGCUAAACCAGACGGAGGAUCACCGCCAGAGGGUCCUGCAGGCAGCCGCCAAGAACAUCCGGGUGUGGUUCAUCAAGGUGCGCAAGAUGAAGGCCGUCUACCACACCCUGAACCUGUGCAACAUCGACGUGACCCAGAAGUGUCUGAUCGCCGAGGUCUGGUGCCCCGUCACGGACCUCGAUUCCAUUCAGUUCGCCCUGCGCAGGGGCACGGAACACAGCGGCUCCACGGUGCCGUCCAUCCUGAACCGCAUGCAGACCAACCAGACCCCUCCCACCUACAACAAGACCAACAAGUUUACAUCGGGCUUCCAGAACAUCGUCGACGCCUAUGGCAUAGGCACCUACCGCGAGAUCAACCCCGCGCCCUACACCAUCAUCACUUUCCCCUUCCUCUUCGCCGUGAUGUUCGGGGACUUCGGCCACGGGGUCCUGAUGACGCUCUUUGCGGCCUGGAUGGUGAUGCGUGAGAGCCGGAUCCUCUCCCAGAAGAACGAGAACGAGAUGUUCGGCACCAUCUUCAGCGGCCGCUACAUCAUCCUCCUGAUGGGUAUCUUCUCCAUCUACACUGGCCUCAUCUACAACGACUGCUUUUCCAAAGCUUUGAAUGUCUUCGGCUCCUCCUGGAGUGUCCGCCCAAUGUUCACCAAGUAUAACUGGACGGAAGAGACUCUCAAGGGCAACCCGGUUCUCCAGCUGAACCCUGCCGUCGCCGGGGUCUUCGGGGGGCCGUACCCCUUCGGCAUCGACCCGAUAUGGAACAUCGCCACCAACAAGCUGACCUUCCUCAACUCCUUCAAGAUGAAGAUGUCCGUCAUCCUUGGCAUCGUCCACAUGCUGUUCGGGGUCACCCUCAGCCUCCUCAACCACGUCUACUUCAAGAAACCCCUGAAUAUCUACCUGGGCUUCAUUCCCGAAAUGAUCUUCAUGACCUCUCUGUUUGGCUACCUGGUGAUCUUGGUCUUCUACAAGUGGACGGCAUAUGAUGCCUUCACGUCAGAGAAAGCGCCCAGCCUGCUGAUCCACUUCAUCAACAUGUUUCUGUUCUCCUAUGACCCCAAAGCUAUCAUGCUCUACAAGGGCCAGAAAGGCGUCCAAUGCUUCCUCGUGGUCAUGGCGAUUCUGUGUGUGCCCUGGAUGCUGCUGGUCAAGCCGCUGGUCCUCCGCCACCAGUACUUGAGGAGAAAACACCUGGGGACUCACAACUUCGGUGGGAUCAGGGUGGGCAACGGCCCGACGGAGGAGGAUGCUGAGAUCAUCCAGCACGACCAGCUCUCCACCCAUUCCGAAGACCCAGAAGAACCUACCGAGGACCAGGUGUUCGACUUUGGCGACACCAUGGUGCACCAGGCCAUCCACACCAUCGAGUACUGCCUGGGCUGCAUCUCCAACACGGCCUCUUACCUGCGCCUCUGGGCCCUCAGCUUGGCCCAUGCCCAGCUGUCUGAGGUGCUGUGGACCAUGGUCAUCCACAUCGGCCUCAGCAUCAACAGCCUGGCGGGCGGCUUUGGGCUCUUCUUCAUCUUCGCGGCCUUUGCCGGGCUGACGAUCGCCAUCCUGCUGAUCAUGGAGGGCCUGUCGGCCUUCCUGCACGCUCUGAGGCUGCACUGGGUCGAGUUCCAGAACAAGUUCUACACCGGCACCGGCUUCAAGUUCCUCCCUUUCUCCUUCGACUGCAUCCGAGAGGGGAAGUUUGAUGAGUGAACCUCCCCUCAUACCCACCUGCCCCACCCCUCCCCUCCCUGGGGGCUUAUAGCUCUGACUGUAUCUGUGACUGUCUGUGACUGUGUUUGUGUGUGUGUGUGCACGUGCACCUGUGGGGACCCCCUUGCCCUAGGGGUGAUGGCCGCCUCGCUUCCCUCCCCACGCCCCACACCCAUUCCUGGGACUGGUAAGGAGCGAUACCUAGGGGGAGUUAGGGGGACCGGAGUUAGGGCCUCCUGUCUUGGCCAGAGAAACAUGGCCCUGCCCCUCGCCUGCAGCACCAGGGGUUUGCCCCCUGGCCAGAAUCUGUUGCCAUUGAUUUGCCCCCUGGCCAGAAUCCGUUGCAAUUGAUACGCGUUGCUGUGCUUAUGACAGCCAAGGUCCACCCUCACCCCGGUCUAUGAAGCGCUCUUCCCCUUGGGCUCGCUGUCCGCCCCCACCCCCUGCGUGUACGGAACGGUCCGCCCCAUGGGGUCACCAUCUUCCCCGGCCCCCGCGGCCGCCGCAGAGAUUCCCGCUCAGAAUAAAUGGUGUUUGACGUCA
Ornithorhynchus anatinus (platypus) is the source of this 3231-nucleotide messenger RNA. It is a transcript of the gene ATP6V0A1, whose product is annotated as ATPase H+ transporting V0 subunit a1. Gene Ontology annotation, molecular function: proton-transporting ATPase activity, rotational mechanism; ATPase binding. The record is from RefSeq and is a predicted model, not a curated record. Gene Ontology annotation, cellular component: plasma membrane; vacuolar proton-transporting V-type ATPase, V0 domain; vacuolar proton-transporting V-type ATPase complex. Gene Ontology annotation, biological process: vacuolar acidification; proton transmembrane transport. NCBI's taxonomy places the organism in Eukaryota, Metazoa, Chordata, Mammalia, Monotremata, Ornithorhynchidae. The transcript is spliced from 22 exons. The coding region runs from base 154 to 2688 and encodes 844 amino acids.